AUGAGUUUGUCUCCAUUAUAUGACUCUCCUGCUCCAGAUCUUCAAGAUCCAAGCUUGGUGAAUAUUAAUUUGCGUGAUUGGCUUGACUACUACAAGUGGCGAGGUCUUUGCUCUCCGGAUGAAGAAAGUAUUUCUAAUCCACUGGCAUUACUACUUCACUGGCCUCUUACUCUUUAUCAUAUUGUUGCACACAAGCUUCCAAAAAUAAACCCCUUCUGUAUCCCAAAAGCUUUGAUAAAUCGGAAACUUAUCAUACAUGUGAUUGGAGUCGAAAAAGAACUCUCUCUUUUGCCAGUAUUCAAAGAACUGGAUCAUUUGUUCAAACCACAACUCAGAAUCUAUAUCUAUUUCAUUGGUAGACAUUUUGAUUCUGCAGCGGAUAGAGUUGUUUAUCAUCUUUCUUCACGAUUGUCUGUAAGUGUUUGGAGUGGAUUAUAUCAUGAAUUUUUGCAUACUCAAAAAUCAACAAGUGAACUACCCGAUUUAGUUAUUGGUUUCAAUGCUGGUCUUGCUGCCUAUCCAACUUGGCCACUCACGCUGUCUUCCAUCGCUGAAAUUGGUGUGCCAGUGUUCUUUACAGAUUCUUGCUUAUACAGUUCAUUAUGGGGUUUCCAAGUAUCAAGUUCUUUGGGUUUAGGCCCAAGUAAACCUGAUGUCAUUUUGGACAAUGGUUAUGACCAAACCAAUGAUUCCAAUCAAACAUGUCUGUUUCUAAAUCCGUUUCGAAGCCCUAUCCGUAUUGAGGCUCCUGGUGUGCGAUGGAGCUGGUUCUCAAACGCCUUCAUAUUCUCCCCUUUUUAUUCUGCAGACUAUUUACAGCAACGGUCAGACCUACCUCCGCGAAUGGCUUCAAUGAAUGUAUGA
Messenger RNA from Schistosoma spindalis, 864 nucleotides. The record is from the annotation of a GenBank genome assembly. NCBI's taxonomy places the organism in Eukaryota, Metazoa, Platyhelminthes, Trematoda, Strigeidida, Schistosomatidae.